AUGAGGGGCUCUCUUCUUUUCACUCUUUUCUACCUCUUCGUGGCCGCAUGGGCUGGCGGAUAUCAAGGCUGCCUCGAACGCGUGUGGUUGUACCAAGCCUAUUUGAUCGACAGUCUCAACGACUACGAUGAUCAAACAAUCGGUUGGCAGUGCAAAGGCAAGAACUACAAUUUCAAAACAAAGACGUGUAUCAAAUGGAAUAGGAUGCCAGGAAGCAAGAAAGGUUCGACGUUGUCCUACGACCAGUUCUUACACGCUCUGGGUGGUGCGAAAGACCGUACGGGAUGGGCCGUAAUGUCAGGGGGCGAGCUUGAUGUAAAAGCGACAGCUUUGAACACAUACAACAAAUACCUCACGCCACAGCCUGGUCAAGCCGCGGGUAAGGCCAAGGUCAAUAAUUUUGGUGCGCAAUUAGCCGUAAAGGACACUUUCGAAUGGAACCAGUGCAUCAUCAAAGCUGGUGAUGUCGUAGACCAGACGUACAGGGCUAAAUCGUCUGGCAUGGAUGAUGCUACGAAGAAGUUGUUCGAGAACUUUGAUGCCACAAGAGACCUAGUCAUAAAUGCGCGUACAGGUGACCAUGGUCCUUUCCUCAUCGAUGAAGCACGGAAGAAGCUGUCAGGGAUGGACAUCAACAUCGAGGUCAUGGGUGCGUAG
Alternaria atra is the source of this 657-nucleotide messenger RNA. RefSeq lists its product as uncharacterized. Lineage: Eukaryota; Fungi; Ascomycota; Dothideomycetes; Pleosporales; Pleosporaceae. The coding region runs from base 1 to 657 and encodes 218 amino acids. The transcript has 4 exons. The record is from RefSeq and is a predicted model, not a curated record.